Molecule: messenger RNA, 141 nt
Organism: Phaethon lepturus (White-tailed tropicbird)
Lineage: Eukaryota; Metazoa; Chordata; Aves; Phaethontiformes; Phaethontidae
Gene: POLR2G
Product: polymerase (RNA) II (DNA directed) polypeptide G
Source: RefSeq, a predicted model, not a curated record
AUGACGUUGGUUCACCAAGACCUGAGAGAAGGAAUACUGAAUAUAGCACCAGCCAACAGGACCAAAACAGAGCUAGACCCCAACUUCAAUCCUCCCUGCUACAAGACAGUGGAUAAGGACAUGGUGGUUAAGCAAGACUAA